GUUGACUUCCCGGUGCAGUCACGUGACUCGGGGUGGUUACGCGCUCGCGUCUCGGAGUCUCUCACGGUGAAGUCCCGGCGGAGGUGGAUUUCACUCCUGUUCGCUACCGGCGUGACAGCUGAAGACAUGACUGAUGAAGGGGGAACACAACGAGCCCCCCUUUUCGACCGGAAUGGCGUUCCGGCCGCGACCGCCACCUCGGUGGAUGUGGACACGGCCAUCGUGCUGCUCGGAGCCGGGGUGACUGCAAUCACACAUCCCCUACUUUAUGUAAAACUGCUAAUUCAGGUUGGACAUGAGCCCCUAGUUCCCACGCCGGGGACCACCAUGUUUGGGAGGAAAGUCCUCUACCUACCUGGCUUCUUCUCUUAUGCGCGCCAUAUCGUGAAGGUGGAUGGCAAGCGGGGGCUUUUCCGUGGCCUGCCCCCCCGACUCGUGUCCAGUGCCGUCUCCACUGUGGUUCGCACCAAGGUCAAGCAGGUGGUCCCCAGGGAAGAUGUGGAGCACGUGUCCAACCGAGACGACCUGAAGACGUCCCUCAGGAAAGUUGUCAGAGAGACCUCUCAUGAGAUGCUGGUCCAGUGCCUGUCUCGGAUUGCUACACAUCCCUUCCAUGUCAUCUCUGUCCGUUGCAUGGCCCAGUUUGUGGGCAGGGAGGUCAAGUACAGAGGCCUACUCAGCUGCAUUAUCAAGAUCUUCCAGGAAGAGGGCGUGUCUGGCUUUUUUGUAGGUCUGGUGCCUCACAUCCUGGGCGAGGUCAUUUUCCUGUGGUGCUGCAACCUCUUGGCGCACUUCAUCAACACCUACGCUGUGGAUGACAAUUUCAGCCAAGCGCCGGCGGUCCGGAGCUACACCAAGUUUGUAAUGGGGAUCGCCGUCAGCGUACUAACCUACCCCUUCAUGCUGGUGGCUGACCUGAUGGCGGUAAACAACUGCGGCCUGGCAGCCGGCCUUCCCCCUAACCUGCCCAUCUUCAGGUCCUGGAUCCACUGUUGGAAACACCUGAGCGCACAGGGGCAGCUAUUCCGAGGCUCCAGCUUCUUCUUCCGCAGAGUGCCUAUUGCAAAGGCCACCGUGGCCUUGGAAUGACCCUAGAACCACCUAGUCCACGUCCCUCCACCCUACCCAGUGUCGCUCUGCCGGGGCGUAUUCCAGUUUGGUGGUGACGCCGGGGAAUACCUGGCCAAUGAAUGAUCACAUGGUCAUCACUCUUCAGUUUGAUUGGAGCACCUCCUCGGCAGAACUGCAUGUGUCUAACCUGAUGUGGCCCCUUCCCGUUGAUAGUCCUUCAGGGUGUGGUGACUAGAGAUAUUCAUCACCAAGGAGAUAGCAUUGUAUUUCUGUCUGACGUUCCUCCGAUUUUGUUUGUCCAGCUCCCCGCAUGAAGGUGUUUUUGGUUCCCUAAUUGGUACUUAGCUUGUGCUAACAUGAGCCGAGGAGCAGAGCUGCUCCUGCUUCCUUGAAACAAGGAAGGUUCUGCCCAGUUUUACUUUAAACUAUUUGAAUGGCCCUUAGUCUCCAAAAUGCAUCAUCCUGGGUCAAUCUAUGUGACAUAAUGCUCAACCUGAAUUUUUAUGUAUAAAUAUAGGAAGAUCAUGCGCUCUCAGAAAAAAUGGUCCAUUUUUGUACCUUUGCUUGACACUGGGGCUGCACACUUGUAAUUGUCCGGUUUAAGGUACAGAAAUGGCCUCUGAGGAAGAUCCCAAAGGUACAAAAAGCAUUACUGUACUAUCAAUGGUACAGAAAUGUUUCUCAUCGUCCAUUUUUAUACCAUAAAUGGUACAAUUACCUACAGCUAAGGGUACAACUGGCAGACCCUUGAGGGUACAGCCCCAGUGACAAGCAAAGGUACAAAAACUUGCCCUUUUUUCUGAGAGUAUAGGGAGGAGAUAAAAAAUAGAUUUCAUGUAGUGCAGGAAUGGCAAAAGAAAACACAAAUCUGACACAUUCUCCACCACUCUGUCUGUGUUGGAGGUUUAAGGUUUUUCUGAUUUUUGCUAUUAUAAGAGCUUCAGAGGAAGCUCUUGGUUCAUCUGGGGUCAGCUUGAGGUCCGGGUUAUUACUGUGGGGUUUUCAUCAGACACUAUGGCCAGCAGAGUCUGUGCUGAGCUGGACACAGUCAUGCUUACCUGAGACUAAGGCUACAUUCACACUUCUACGUUUUUGUAUAAAAACGCAGACAUUAGUCCGCGUUUUUGCCUUUCGUCCGCACUACCCCAAAAACAGACGUUUGACAACGUUCACAGAGCUGUAUCCUUCUGAAAAUUCCAUUUUAACGAUGUAGUGUGGAUGAGUGAAAACAGAGAUUUGAAAACACAGACCUUAGGAGCACACUAAUUGGUCUCAUCAGAUGGCCCAUUGAUGAUUUGGUUCUGCUAGUUGCACUCUUUGUCUGACUGGUCAGAUGCUGGUCACCCUACACAGAGGUAAACAGUAUCGUAACAUGCCGGCUAUGGAGAAACCGCUUCCAGUAGCGCGAUACGCAGUGCAACUGCUGCAUAUUUCUGCAAAAAGAGACAAAUUUGCUGGUUGUUGAAGCACGCAUGCCCAAUGUAGGCUAAUAGCAACAUCAUAUACAUUUCAUUUCAGUGUGGAUGGAAAUACUUUUAUAAACAAUUUGGAAACGUCUGUGAGGAUUAUGUUGUAAAACUUCAUUUUUUAAACAAAAACAUAGCAAUGUGAAGGUAACCAUGGUGACACCUGUCAGAAGCUAAGAGUGACAUUAGCCCCCCCCCCCCCCCCCCCCCCAUCUCAGGAUCAGCCUGGAGAAUAGCCAUGCCCAGUGUAGAUAAGAGUAACACUACACUGAGCCAAAACCACGCCCAGAAACGGCUAACGCUGCAUUAAGCUGGUCACAGUCCAUGCCCACAUUGUCCUUAAAGCUGCCGAAGCCACACCUUGCUCGUGUGGGAGGGUGAAAUGGUCUCGGGCGCUGGGGCGGGAAAGGGCAAGCCAAGUUCAGGCGGUCAUGACACCAUGGGCUCCAGAUCAGAGGUGGAUAGUCCAGGUCCGGAAAGUAAAAAUCCUGACCAUGAUUUUGUUUCAACCAACCAGUUGGGUAUAGAGAACAGUCACAGAUUGCUCAACUGGUUGGUUAAAGCAAUAUCACGGUCUGGAUUUUAACUUUCUGGACCUGGACUAUCCACCUCUGCACCAGAUAGCACAAAACCCUCUCUCUGUACCAGAAACGUUGCUGAGUUAGCAGCGUUCAUGCAGAUUUUCUGUACGUAAAUAUACCUGGCGGGACUCUGUUUGGCCAUUCUGCCAGUUCCUUUCCAAACCUGUCCCCGCUGCUCUUAUCGUACAGCGUUACAGAGGCCGGCACAGUGCCGUGUCGUACCGUAACAGCUACUCUGCCCUCUACAGAUCUCACUUUUCCAUCACGUUGACCCCAUAACUUACUGGCUUUUUCUCCAAUGACCUACACUGAAGGUAAUUUUGAGGAAUUUUAUUUUUAUUUGUAAAUGCCAUAAAGAUAAAUGAAUAGUAUUCCUGUAUAUAAAACGUGUCUGUGUGUGUGAGCUUGUUUUGAAUCUGAAUCCUGGAGAUCAGUGAAUUCAGAACAAAUGAAAAUGUUAUCUUUGUUCCGGUAACUUCUGUCUUUAGGAAUGCCCCUUUGGUGUACAUCAUCCAUAAAACUAGCUGACUUAGCUUUCUCCUAUUGCGGUUGUUUGGUGCUUCUGGCUACUUCCUCCUCUUACUUUCUCCUCCAAACUGAUAAUAAAACUAAAUCAUUCCCAGAAGGAAAUUAUUGCCCAGGUCAAAGGUCAUGAUGGCCAAACUCCUCCCAACCUGACCAGUAUCCAGACUGUUGUAUUGGACAAAAAGGAAGGGAUGGACUGGCCUUUUGUUACAACCUUUUGCAUUUUCCUCUGCGUACUGAAGGGUCCCUCAUCCAACUCUUAGUAGUACAAGGGGCCCCCUAUUGGGCCUGACAUAGACACUUACCAGGUAGAGACAACAGAGUAGUGACUAUGGCCAUAUAAUAUGUGGACAACCCUAUUAAUGACAGUAAUUGUCCAAUUAAGCCAUACCCACUGGUGACACACAACUAACACUGGCGGCGGAAUAGGUGGUUGUGUAGAAUAGAUUAGUGACUUUGCACUUGGCACCCUUAUAGGAUGCCGUCCAACAAGUCAGUUUGACGCAUUUCUGACAUGCUGGAGAUACCCUGGUCAAAUGAAGCAAUUGUGAAAUGGAAACAUCUGGGUGCAAGUUCAGUUGUGAAGUGGUAGAAAGACGAACUCACAGAAAGGAACCUGAUCGGCGAACAUCAACACCUAACCUGAAAGGCAACAGAUCCUACCAGCAAUGUUCCAACAUCUACUGGAAAGCCUUCCCAGAAGAGUAGAUAUUAUUGCAUCAAUGGGGUGACCAGCUUCAUAUCAGUACACAUGGUUUCAGAAUGAGAUGUUGGACAAGCUGUUAUCUACAUGCUCUCACCCACAGGUGAGAAAUUUGAUACAAGUCAAGCUUAAAUUUCUUUAAGAUAUUUCAUCCUGAGGAACAGUAAUACCUUGGCAGUGUUAGAAGGAUUUAAUUUCUUUGCACAUUCAUUCAGUUUUGUAGGCUGGGCUCACACAUCUGGGGUAAUACUUUUAGGUUUUUAAUCUGUCUUGUUUGUGGUUUAAAAUGCAACUGGAGCUGAAGUGAGUUCUAGUAAAGAGACAAUCAGGACGUAUUAGUGUAAAAGAAGAGAGUUUACUACAGGGUAUCGGGGAAUAUUCCAAAGGAGCGAGCUCUGCUAGAGUAACUACAAACAGCACAGCUAACCUGACCCUUGUAUUUGUAAACAGACCUUGAAUACAAAGGGCUGUAUGAUAUUUGGAUCCACUGAUCUUCCCAUCUUUGCAGUGUUGGUCUUAAAGGAAUGCAACAAAUCUUGUGCCCCCCCUCCCCCCCCCCCCCCCCCCCGCCAAAAAAAAAAACAUAAAUGCAUUCUUUAAGCAUUGAUUAUAUUGCUUGUUCUAACAAGUGGUUGCGUUGCAGUUCAGAAAUCUCAGGGCGCAUUUGCAGCCCUGUUUCCUGUGUAAUAUGUGGUAUUUUGGCCAGUUUCUCAUUCCUGCAGACAUUGUCUCAUUUACGUGUAUGAGUGUUAUCAUCAGGGUCCAGGGGAAAGAUAAUAAAGAUAUUUUGCCAGAAA
This is a messenger RNA of Brienomyrus brachyistius, 5143 nucleotides long. Its product is annotated as mitochondrial carrier homolog 1-like. The transcript is spliced from 12 exons. Gene Ontology annotation, cellular component: mitochondrion; membrane. Gene Ontology annotation, biological process: positive regulation of apoptotic process. Lineage: Eukaryota; Metazoa; Chordata; Actinopteri; Osteoglossiformes; Mormyridae. The coding region runs from base 127 to 1089 and encodes 320 amino acids. The record is from RefSeq and is a predicted model, not a curated record.